Molecule: messenger RNA, 1834 nt
Organism: Nematostella vectensis (starlet sea anemone)
Lineage: Eukaryota; Metazoa; Cnidaria; Anthozoa; Actiniaria; Edwardsiidae
Product: alpha-1,3-mannosyl-glycoprotein 4-beta-N-acetylglucosaminyltransferase C
Exons: 3
Coding region: 66-1601 (511 amino acids)
Biological process (GO): protein N-linked glycosylation
Molecular function (GO): acetylglucosaminyltransferase activity
Source: RefSeq, a predicted model, not a curated record
GCAGUAAACCGGUUGGUUGGUUUGAGUUGAAUUUUUAUUUAGGUUGUGUAUGUGCCGCCGAUAAUAUGCGCUGUUUACUGGGUCGACGCCAUGGCCUGUGUCAGCCUUCGUUUUUCAAAGGUUUCAUCGCAAGUACUUUAUUCUUUGGAAUGCUGAUGUUUCACCAACAAACUUUGUAUGUAGGGACUUCACCCCAAAAGGAAGACACCAUUUUCUUCACAAGUCAUGUUUCCACCGAUAAAGAUGCAAAGGCGACUUCUGCAAACUCGAGUAACAUGACGUCUGGGUUACCUGUGGUUUUCAAACCAUCCCCGCUUGAGAAGGAGAAUAAUGUUGAGACGGGCCAUUAUUUGGAAAAGGGAUAUGAGACGAACGCAAUUCUAAUCGCCGGUCACAAACGAAAUGAUCAACCCUACUUGGUGAUCGGCGUACCUACGGUACAACGUAGCGAAGCAAGUUACCUAAUGGAUACCCUUCAAGCGUUGAUUGACGGGCUCGACGAAAACGACAAAAAACACGUGAUGGUUGUUGUAUUCGUGGCAGACCUAGAUAAUUCAAAUCACGCUGCAAAAAUGUCUCAGCAGUUAUCCAAGAAAUUCUCCAAAGAAUUAGAUUCAGGACUGAUUCAGGCGGUCACAGCCCCCGCCUCAUACUACCCUAAGCUCACUGGUCUACCACAGCUCUACCAGGACUCACCACAGCGAGUGUACUGGCGCUCCAAGCAAUGCGUAGACUAUGCCUUCCUUUUCGGCUACGCAGGAAGCCUUGGAAAAUACUACAUGCAACUAGAAGAUGACGUCAUAGCUAGGAAAGGAUACUUUAAAGCUACAAAGAAUUUCAUUAAUAGGAAUGUCGGAAGAGAGUGGCUGUUUUUAGAGAUGGGCUAUACGGGCUUUAUUGGAAUGGUUUUUAAGAGCAAAGAUACACGUCGGCUUUCUGUGUUUUAUAAAAUGUACUAUUGGGUCUGGCCGAUCGAUUUCCUGUUUCGUCAUUUUAGUACGUUUGAUUUGUACGGGAACAAUCCGAGAUAUCACCCGCCGCAGUUUGUCCACAUAGGAAAAGUGUCUUCUCUCAAAGGACAAAUUCGUAAACUAACGAGCGAAGAAAUGCUCGUAGCGCAAAUAAAACCUGAGCAGAAGGCUUUCCACUUGCAUGAAAACCCACCCGCGAAAAUAAGCACCACCAUGACAAAAACUGUGGAUAAUAUCGACAUACGAACCGCGUAUAGCGGACAAGAGCACGUUUCUGGUUUCUGGUCCAAAACUGUGCAAAAUGGCGACAGUAUCACGAUAAUUUUCAAUGAAACAAUGAACAUAUACAAAGCGGUUUUUAUCUCAGGGAAUAGAAUGUCCCCUCAGGAUAGCUUUGGCUCAGUUCGAUUAGAAACAAGCCAAGCCUCUGCUAAUGGAAGUUGUGAGAUAUUUGUGAAAUGGAAAGACUUUAACAAUAAAGCAAAUGUAACUGCAGAGAUGCCUACGAACGAGGCCAUUACCUGUAAAUGUCUAAGAUUGGUGAUUACCCAAUACAAAGUCGACAAUCUGAAGCGAAUACGAUGGUUAGCAAUAAGAGAAAUAGCCGUCUGGGCGACAAGCACGAAUUAAAGGGGAAGUCUCAACUUCCCAUGAUGCAUGGCCAGUGUUGUCUUCAAUGAAACACGAAAGCAUUUUUUGGAAGUUUAUUGGUGCUACGGAGCACCAGCACUCAAAACACCAGGUGGAACAAAAGCCAAAAACAAAGACCUUAAAACGAAAAAUAAAAUAGGGCACAAAGGCCUUGAUCACCAAAAACAAAGCUCUCCAUAACACCAACAUUAAACUGAUUUUAAAAAAGAAAA